CAUGAUCUGGGAAUGGACAUAGACCGUUCACUGUCUCGCUGUGUGAAGAACUGGACAGGAAAACUCAUUUAAGCUGGAAGGUCCGCAGAAAAUCAAAAUGCCUGCGAAUCAGACUCGAUCCAGGGCAAGGGAGCGAAACAAUGCGCUGAACAGACCCGAGUUUAUGUCUCUAAAUCAGCCUUUGAAGAGCAGCAGCGCUGAAGCUCGCGGCACUGCACGGAGGCCGUCGCAGAGACACCAGCAAAGUCAAAACCAGCCGGGCACAAAUGCGCAGCACGAGUCGCCCGAGAACAAUAAGGAGAAGAAGGAAUUACCAGAAGAAGACUGCAUGCAGCUAAACCCGUCAUUCAAAGGCAUCGCUAUGAACUCUCUUCUGGCCAUUGAUAUCUGCAUGUCUAAACGGCUCGGAGUGUGUGCGCACACCGCGUCGUCGUGGGGAAGCGUGCGCUCUAUGGUCAAGCUGCUCGCGCUCACUGGCCAUGGCAUCCCGUGGAUCUUCGGCACAAUUGUGUGUCUUACUAGAAGCAACACGUUGGCGGGUCAAGAGGUUUUGGUCAAUUUGCUGCUAGCACUCUUACUGGAUGUGAUGACUGUAGCAGGCAUGCAGAAGUUGGUGAAGCGCAAAGGGCCGUGGGAAAUGGCGCCCAGUUUCCUUGACUACCUGGCCAUGGACAUCUAUUCUUUCCCAGCAGCCCAUGCAAGCCGAGCAGCCAUGGUAUCUAAAUUCCUGUUGGCACACUUGGUGCUUGCAGUUCCUCUGCGUAUUUUGCUUGUGUUAUGGGCAGUCCUAGUUAGCAUGUCCCGUGUGUUGCUGGGUCGUCACCAUCUGACAGAUGUCGGAUGUGGCUUUGCCUUGGGAUUCCUUCAUUACAGUUUAGUGGAGAUGGUGUGGCUGUCCUCCAACACUUGUCAGACUCUAAUAUCCAUUGGAACAUUCAACUGGAGCCCCCUCUACUGAUCAGUAUGUCUUUUGAAGGAUUUCAAAAGUCGCCGUGUGUUUUUAUUUUUUGUCAAUUCAUGUCAAUUGCCCUACAUCUAUUCUAAAAAGUGUGUGAUAGAAACAUUUUCUAACACAUUACCUUAAGCAGCACACAUCCAUAAUCUUGAUCUGACCAUUUCUUGUUCCAAUUCUGCCAAAGCAAUAUAACGAGAAGCGCUUUGGAAAAGCGUCAGGUGCACAGUUUUUCACUUUAAAAGAAAGGAUGCUGAUACAAGUAUUUUUUAUUGCUAACAGUGGUGAAGGCCAAAUUAGUUGGUUGAUGGAUUUUACUGAUCACAGUAAGCGAGCGAAACAUUUGCUCAGGGACUUUAUCAAGCAGCAUAAUGAGUCAUUUCAGAUUUCUAUUUUCUUGGAAUUGUAUGUAAUUUUCAUACUAUUAACAAUGCAUUUGAGAAAAUGCUUUAAAUGAAACCACCAUGGAUAAUUUGAGACUUUUUGGACUGUUUAAAUUCAAGUGUACUGAUAUUUCAUGAUACUCUGAAUAAGCAUUCAAACGGAACAUUUCAAGCACAUUUUUCACUUUUACCCAAAAUUGCAACAUUGUUUAUAUGAAAUUGUAUGUUGUUUAAUUCCAAUCGCUGCAAGCCCCAGAUGUGCCAUUUUGUAUGAUUUCCACAGCAGUGUUAUGUAUGGUAUGGGCCUUCCGGAAAUAAAUCAAUCCCUUCAAUGAAUUUGAUACAUGAUUGUUGUAAACCGAACAUCUUAUAAUGCUGUACAGAUUGAAAAAAAAG
Sinocyclocheilus grahami is the source of this 1731-nucleotide messenger RNA. RefSeq names its product inactive phospholipid phosphatase 7. Gene Ontology annotation, molecular function: sphingosine-1-phosphate phosphatase activity. Gene Ontology annotation, cellular component: nuclear envelope. NCBI's taxonomy places the organism in Eukaryota, Metazoa, Chordata, Actinopteri, Cypriniformes, Cyprinidae. The record is from RefSeq and is a predicted model, not a curated record. The transcript has 2 exons. Bases 98 to 958 code for a protein of 286 amino acids.